Penicillium expansum is the source of this 1020-nucleotide messenger RNA. RefSeq lists its product as uncharacterized. Gene Ontology annotation, biological process: nucleoside metabolic process. The coding region runs from base 1 to 1020 and encodes 339 amino acids. NCBI's taxonomy places the organism in Eukaryota, Fungi, Ascomycota, Eurotiomycetes, Eurotiales, Aspergillaceae. The transcript has a single exon. The record is from RefSeq and is a predicted model, not a curated record. Gene Ontology annotation, molecular function: catalytic activity.
AUGUCAGACCCAGCAAACUACACCGUGGGCUGGAUUUGCGCUUUGCUCGUGGAAUACAUUGCUGCACAAGAAUUCCUCGAUGAGGAGCACGACAAACCCAGCUUUGUGUCGCCAAAUGAUACCAACGACUAUACAUUAGGCAAGAUGCACGAGCACAAUGUUGUCAUCGCCGUCUUGCCUGACGGCGAAUAUGGCACCGCUUCCGCGGCCAAUGUAGCAACAAACAUGCUGAGCACCUUCCACAAUGUUAGGAUAGGCCUUAUGGUCGGCAUCGGUGGUGGCGCACCAAGCGAAAAGCAUGACGUUCGUCUAGGCGACGUCGUGGUCAGUGCGCCUCGUGGUGGUCAGGGUGGUAUUUUCCAGUACGACUUUGGCAAGUCGAUACAAGGCCAAGGAUUUCAGCAUACGCGGUUCUUAAACCAACCACCAACUGUACUUCGCACUGCGAUGACGGGAAUACAGGCGCAAUAUAAGAGAAAGGGGCAUAAGCUCAUAGAGGCCAUUAACACUAUCCUCAACACGAACGUUCGGUUACGCAGCGAAUACGAACGUCCAGAAUCAAGUACGGAUAGGCUCUUCCAGCCCUCUAUCAAUCAUGAAUCAGAUUGCAGCGCUGCAUCCUGUGCAAAUGAUGCCUCAAACUUGGUUCUACGGCAUAAGCGGUCUGAACAUGAGGAUGAUCCUGCAAUUCACUAUGGUCUAAUUGCUUCUGCCAACCAGCUAAUUAAGGAUGCUUUGAUUCGAGAUACACUAGCGGCGGAGAAGGACGUUCUCUGUUUCGAAAUGGAAGCAGCCGGGCUGAUGAACACUUUUCCUUGUUUGGUUAUCCGGGGUAUCUGUGACUACUCGGAUUCACACAAAAACAAGAAUUGGCAGGGUUAUGCAGCGAUGGUCGCAGCUGCAUUCGCUAAAGAUCUUCUCCAGAGGAUACCUCUAAGCAGAAUUGAGGCCGAGGAGAGGAUUAGUGUCAUUUUAUCUGGUCAGUCUAAACAGUCUUAUCAUCACCGCGUAAAUAUAUAA